Messenger RNA from Peronospora matthiolae, 456 nucleotides. The record is from the annotation of a GenBank genome assembly. NCBI's taxonomy places the organism in Eukaryota, Oomycota, Peronosporomycetes, Peronosporales, Peronosporaceae.
AUGAUCAAGUUCUUUCUUCUUUUUGCUCUGGUACUCGCGGUGUCCACUGGCAAUCGCGCUCUUCCGGCUCCUUCAGAUAAAAAACUGACCAAGUUGACGACCCCAAGUCUGGACCAAGUCUCGCAGUCGGAACUGGACGAUAAGCGGAUGCUUCGAGUGACGGACGUGACUAGUGCAGCCACUGGAGAAACGAGGAGAUUGUUGAUGAACAAGUCGAAGAAAAAGAGGAAUAUCUUCAGUCGUCUCAAGACGAGAUUCAAGAAGUGGAAACCAGUCAGGAAAUACGUCGAGUACAAGAAACGUAUCAAGGUUGCGAUCAAGCUGAUCAAGUGGUUCGUCGCUCUGAGGCGGAUGAUCGAAAAGUGGAUCCAAUGGUUUGCUGAAAAGUUUGGGGGGGCGCCGCCGCCGAAGCAGAAAAAGUCGUGGCUAUCGAGGAAACGAUCAGCUGAAAAGUGA